GCGGGCGGCCCUCAGCGGCACCGGCGGCACCGGGCGGCCCGAGCGGGCCCGGAGCGGCACCGGAGCGGCCCUGGAGCCGCCAUGGCGCUGGCGCUGAAGAUGCUGCCCUGCAAGAAGCGCAGAGCGGCGGCGGCGGGGCCGCCCAGCCCGCGGGAGCGCGGGGAGGACGCGGAGCUGCCCGAUGGAGGCGGCUCCGCCAGGCCCGCGGGGAGAGGGCCCGGGGAGGCCUCGCCGAAGAGCGGGAGGAAAACCCCCGGCAGAGCGGCCCCGAGCCCCGGGCAGGAGCCGCCCGCGGGGCCCGGCAGCCCGGCGGCGGCGGAAGGGAAAAUCCCCAAGCUGUACACAGAGGUGGAAGUGAGCUCUCAGAGGGAUCUGUAUCCAGGUGAAAACCCUGCUGCAGUGCCAGAGUCUCCAGGGAGAAGCUCCCUGCAGGUUUCUGCUGCCAGAAAUCCCACCACCAUGAAGCCACCAAAGAGCUCCAGAGCUGAGGAGCAGGACGGGGAGGACGUGGAGAGGAGGAAGAGGAGGAGGAAGGCAACCAAACGCAAGAGAGAAGGGAAAAGCCAGGAAGAAGAGGGCUCCUUGUCCUGCGACAUCAAACUGGACGAGUCCCUGGACCGCACCCUGGAGGACGGAGCCAAGCAGCACAACCUGACCGUGGUCAACGUCAGGAACAUCCUGCACGAGGUGAUCACAAAUGAACACGUGGUGGCCAUGGUGAAAGCAGCCAUCAGUGAGACAGAAGAUAUUCCUUUGUUUGAGCCCAAAAUGACUCGUUCCAAGCUGAAGGAGGUGGUGGAGAAAGGAGGGGUGAUUCCAACAUGGAAUAUUUCUCCAAUUAAGAAGGCAAACGAGGUGAAGCCCCCUCAGUUUGUGGACAUCCCCCUGGAGGAAGAUGAUUCCUCUGAUGAAGAAUACCAGCCUGAUGAUGAAGAGGAGGAUGAGACUGCAGAAGAGAGCUUGCUGGAGAGCGACGUGGAGAGCACAGCUUCUUCUCCUCGUGGAGCCAAGAGGUCCAGGACCAGGCGUUCCUCUGAUGAGGAGGGAGGGACCCUCUGUGAGCAGGAGAAGGUCACCCCGCCUGUUGUUAGACACAUCAGUGCAGAAGUGGUUCCCAUGGGACCCCCACCACCCCCCAAGCCCCCGCAGAGCAAGGACAGCACCUUCAUGGAGAAGCUGCACGCCGUGGAUGAGGAGCUGGCCUCCAGCCCUGUCUGCAUGGACUCCUACCAGCCCCUGGAGGACAGCCUGAUUGCCUUCAGGACCCGCUCCAAGAGGCCCCUGAAGGACGUGCCCCUGGGGCAGCUGGAGGCCGAGCUGCGCGCGCCUGACAUCACCCCCGACAUGUACGAGCCCAGCGCGGGCGACGACGAGCACUGGGCCAGGUGGCUCAGGGGGCUCAUGGAUGAUGAUGUGGACAACGAAGAUGAAGCUGAUGAUGAUGAUGACCCUGAGUACAAUUUCCUGGAAGAUCUGGAUGAGCCAGACACUGAAGAUUUCAGGAAUGACCGUGCUGUGAGGAUCACCAAAAAGGAAGUGACUGAGCUGAUGGAGGAGCUGUUUGAGACAUUCCAGGGUGAGAUGGGUUUCUCCAGCAUGAAAGAGGAAAGGCCAGAAGAUGAAGAUGCUGUUACAGAACCUCGGCCAAAUUUUAACACCCCCCAGGCCCUCAGAUUUGAGGAGCCUCUGGCCAAUCUGCUGAACAAGCAGCACCAGACAGUGAAGGAGCAGCUGGAGCAGCUGAGAAUUAAAAAAUCUUCAAUCAAAGCCCCCCAGGAGGCUGAAAAAUCCAAAUCCCAAAAUGAAAAACCCCUGCAGAGCCUUGUCCUGGACAGUGCCCAAAGGAAGAGGCUCCAGCAGCAAAUGCAGCAGCACGUCCAGCUCCUGACUCAAAUCCAUCUCCUGGCAAGCUUCAACCCUGCUCUGAGUUCAGAGGCCAACACCACCCAGAUGUUUUUGAGCGAGCUGGGCAGCUUUGCCUGCAGCUCCACCCUGCACCAGGCGCCCCAGAACCCCAGGUUCCAGACCAUGUUCCAGCCCUGCAACCUGCAGGGGGCCCUGCAGCUCCUGCAGGAUUUCCAUGCCCGGGUGCCCGUGGACUGCAGCCCGAGGAAGGCUGUGAAGAGUGCAAACGAAUUCUGCUGUUUGCCAAAGCAAGUGGCCUGGAUUUUGGCAACCAGGAAGGUCUUCAUGUACCCAGAGCUGCUGCCCAUCUGUGCCUUGAGAGCAAACCCUCCCCGAGACAAGAUUGUCUUCACCAAGGCAGAGGACAACUUGCUGGCUUUAGGGCUGAAGCAUUUUGAAGGGACGGAGUUCCCCAAGCCUCUGAUCAGCAAAUAUCUGCUGCCCACCAAAACUGCCCAUCAGCUGGCAGUGAGGAUCAAGAACCUGACCAUGAACAGGGCCCCUGACAACAUCAUCAGGUUCUACAAGAAGACGAAGCAGCUGCCGGUGCUGGUCAAGUGCUGUGAGGAAAUCCAGCCCCACGAGUGGAGAGCUCCAGUGGACAGGGAGGAGCAUUGCCUGCCCUUCUGGCUGAAGGCAAGCUUGCCCUCCAUCCAGGAAGAGCUGAAGCAGCUGGCAGAAGAUGCCAAGGAGACAGCAGCUUCAGCUGAUGGAGAACCUGCCCUUUUGGGGCCAGAAAAGGAGACUCCGGGCAGGGCAGGAGAUGACAAAUACCCUCUGCUGAUGCCCAAGGGGCUCGUGCUCACCCUGAAACCUUUGGGCAACCGCUUCUCCAGGAGGGCCUGGAGGAGACAGAGGUCUUCAGCUCUGAAGCCUGUCCUGAUUCGUCCCAGUCCCUGCGUGCAGCCCAGCUCCAGCCCCCUGAGUGUCCCAAAAGCUCAGAAGCUGUCCCAGGCAGAGGCUGCCCCCGGCAGGGCGCGGCUCCGCGUGCCUCGGCCCAUCCAGCCCGCGCCGCCGCCCCUCGGCGUGCCGGCCGUGCUGCCGGCUGGGGAUGCCUUGGACUUCCAGAGCGUUCUUCCCACCGGCCAGCCGAGCUCCAGACAAGCCUUCCCAGCUGCUGUAGCCCCAGCUCUGGUGCCCUCAGAGCAGGUGGCUUUCCAGCCCAAGCUGAUGCUGCCGACGGCGGCCGGCGUGAAGGCGCGCAAGCCGUGCGUGCGGAAGGGCUACCAGAGGAAAAAAGGGACAAGGUGUGCCCCGGUGAUCAAACCUUCCCCUCUGAUCCAGCCCUCCCCCGUCAUCCUGACCGUCCCUGCCACCACGGUGAAGGUGCUGAACAUCGGCAAUGGCUGCAACAUGAUCCAGCCCCUGAACACGGCCGUGGCCCGGGGCGCUCAGGCCAUCCCUGUCACCACGCUGCUGGUGAACCCCUCCACCUUCCCCUGCCCCCUGAGCCAGCCCCUGGUGACCUCUUCCAUCCCGUCCCUGAUUGUCUCUCCCAGCCCCGUUGGUCUGGCCGCUCCCGCCGGGGGUGAAGGGGAGGAGCAGCUGACCCUGCUCCCUGCUCCGCCGGCUUUUCCCAAGGUGGAGCCCAAGGCGGAGCCCCCGGAGCUCUUUGUGCCCUGCUCCAGCCUGUCCCCAAAGGAGGAGAGUGGCACGAGCCCUGCCCUUGGGGACACCGGGGACAAGGGCAACGAGGGUGACUGCUGCAGCUGGGCGCUGGCAGAGGGGGAUGGCGGCGCAGCAGAGCCUUUGCCGGUGGUGGAGCUCUUGCCUCACGUGGAAGGCCCUGAUGAAUCGGUGGAAAUCAAGUCUGAAGAUUCAGGUGAUGCUCCCAAAGAAGCCGGCGUGGCGCAGAAAAGAGAUCUUUUGUGUGCUGAAAGGAAGGAGGAGUUCCUGCUGGGCCUCGGCCAGGAGCUGAGCGUGGAGGCCGCGUGUUCCUGCGGGGAUGAGCCCAGGAAGGAGCACCGCGAGGAGAAGGGAGAGGAGGAGCGCCAGGCUGUGCCCUCCCCUCCCCAGGGGGAGCCCCCAGGCUCCCCAAAACCCCUGCCGUACCCAGCCGAGAGGGAGGCAGAGUUCAGCAGCCCCCCAGGGAGGCCAGAGGACUCCUCCAGCAUCGACGGGCAGUCCGUGGGGACCCCAGCUGGCCCCGAGGCUGCCGGGGACAGGGAGGGGCAGGAGGAGGAGGAGGAGGAUGAUUUUGACUAUUUCACACAAGAUGAGGAUGAGGAGAUGUCGUCGGCUUCAGAAGAGUCCGUUCUGUCAGUGCCAGAGCUGCAGGAGACCAUGGAGAAGCUGACGUGGCUGGCGGCCGAGCGCCGCCUGAGCCAGGAGGGAGACUCGGAGGAGGAGAACUCGCAGGAGGAGAACUCCGAGGAGGAGGAGGAGGAGGAAGGAGAGAGCCUGAAAGCCCCGGGGAGGAGCAGGGGCUCGCACAGGACCAGGAGCAAGAGGGGCAGAGCUCGUGGCAGCAAGGACAGCUCCAAGCUGCUGCUGCUCUACGACGAGGACAUCCUGGAGAGGGAUCCCCUGCGGGAGCAGAAGGACCUGGCCUUUGCCCAGGCCUACCUCACCAGGGUCCGUGAGACCCUGCAGCACAUCCCGGGCAAAUACGAAGAUUUCCUUCGCGUCAUCUACGAGUUCGAGGUGGGCGCGGACGCGCGGACGGCCGUGGAUCUCUACUGCACCCUGCAGCAGCUGCUGCACGACUGGCCACAGCUGCUGACAGAUUUUGCAGCUUUCCUUCUGCCAGAGCAAGCCUUGGAGUGCGGGCUGUUUGAGGAGCAGCAAGCCUUUGAGAAGAGCAGGAAGUUCCUCAGGCAGCUGGAGAUCUGCUUUGCUGAAAAUCCUGCCCACCACCAAAAGAUCAUCAAAGUCCUGCAGAGCUGUGCAGACUGUGUGCCCCAGGAGAUUGCAGAGCUGAAGGCCCAGGUGUGGCAGCUCCUGAAGGGCCACGACCACCUGCAGGAUGAGUUCUCGGUUUUCUUCGACCACCUGAGGCCCUGCGCCAGCCGCAUGGGAGACUUCGAGGAGAUCAACUGGACGGAAGAGAAGGACUACGAGUUUGAUGGCUUCGAGGAGGUGUCUCUGCCAGAUGUGGAGGAGGAGGAUGAGCCACCCAAAAUCCACGGAGCCACCAGGAACAAGAGGAGGAAGGAGAUGGGAGGCCAGCAGCACGACAAGGAGGCCGAGUGGGCCGAGGGGCUGAAGGAGCUGAAGGAACUCUCGUGCUCGUGCUCGUGCCGCGAGGGCGGCAGCGAGCUGAGGCUGAGGAAGGGCAAGAGGAGGAGCUGCAGCCACUGCGGGAGCAAGGUCAGCGGGGCUGGGGACCCCCCGGGACCCCCCGGGACCCCCAGAGCCUGGGGACCCUCCCGGGAUCCCCCGAAACCCUGGGGACCCCCAGAGUGUGUGACUGUGCCGUGCUGUGCAGUGUGUGACUGUGCCAUGCAGGGUCCCAGGAGGGCAGGCAGCCGUGCAGCAGCCCCUGUGCCCAGCCUGCCCCUGCUGCUGCUGCCCGGCUUCCGGAAGCCGCAGCACAGAGGCUGCACUGGGGCUGCUCCUGAGGGCAGGCCCAGGACAGAUAGCAGCAGCAGCAGCAGCAGCUCCCUGCUGCAGCCCCCUGCGCAGCUGCAGCCCCGCGCCCCGCGGCACAGGGAGGAGGAGCAGCAGCAGCAGCGGGUGACAGAGGCCACCGUGUGUGCCAAGAACAGCAAGGUCAGCUCCACCGGGGAGAAGGUUGUGCUCUGGACCAGGGAGGCUGACAGAGUCAUCCUCACCACGUGCCAGGAGAAGGGAGCCCAGCUGGACACCUUCCAGGCCAUCUCCCAGAAACUGGGCAACAAGACAGCCAGUGAGGUGUCCCACAGGUUCAGGGAGCUGAUGAGGCUGUUCCACACCUCCUGUGACGGCAGCUCUGAGGAUGAGGAGGAUGCCACCAGCACCAGUAACACAGACCAGCUGUCAGAUAAAGAUCUGCUGCUCUCUGAGGAAGAGCCUGAUGACUGAGGUGAUCUCACUGCACCAGAAGAGGGUUUUUUUGCUUUUUUUUUUGCUGCUAGACAGGUGCUGUGGAAAAAAAUGUUUGCACAGGUACUUGAGACAGCACCUUCAUUUUUGGUUCAAUUUCCAGCCUGUACCAAGCCAAAGGCAGGAAGUAAAAGGAGAAAAUUGUCAAGAACUCCCCUGGGGAGCUUCAGCAGUGGAGUAACAGGACUUGUGGACACUGACC
Messenger RNA from Onychostruthus taczanowskii (white-rumped snowfinch), 6130 nucleotides. RefSeq names its product GON-4-like protein. The coding region runs from base 82 to 5907 and encodes 1941 amino acids. The record is from RefSeq and is a predicted model, not a curated record. Lineage: Eukaryota; Metazoa; Chordata; Aves; Passeriformes; Passeridae. Gene Ontology annotation, cellular component: nucleus. Gene Ontology annotation, molecular function: transcription coregulator activity. Gene Ontology annotation, biological process: regulation of DNA-templated transcription. The transcript is spliced from 32 exons.